Diatraea saccharalis (sugarcane borer) is the source of this 2837-nucleotide messenger RNA. Lineage: Eukaryota; Metazoa; Arthropoda; Insecta; Lepidoptera; Crambidae. The record is from the annotation of a GenBank genome assembly.
GGCGAGUAGGUUUAUCCACGGUACACAGUAUUGUGCCACAUAAAAACUUGCCUGCGUCGCUCGAGUCGUCCAACGCGAUUACGCGAGGUGGGAACUGUGAGAUCGGUGUAGUAAAAGUAGCUCUCUUUGCGCGAGUGUAUUUUUAUGCUCAAUAUUUCAAAAUCUAUCUCCGUUUGAAGGCCAUUUAAUUGUGCAUACUGAUAGACGUUAUUGUCACUGGUCGGAUACACGAAAAAAUAAACGUCAUGGAACGCCAAGAACAUCACUUGUCACAAUAAGACGGAUAAUAAAUAAAUAGGGCUGAAAUACAACGGCGCGUCGGUAGCAAUGUUGGAUAGUGAACUCUAUUGAGCGAUGCCAUUGAAGUGACUUUUGUAUAUGAUCCAAUGGCAGAUUAGUUAAAAGAAAUUAUAAUUAUACUGGACUUGUGAUUAUGAUAAAACACUGUUUAUCAAAAGGUGUCUUAGUAAUCGCCAUGGACUGGAGACCUCAAAAAGGAACACACACAUACCGAUGAAGAUUGUCGAGGCCACAGACUUUUAAAUAGUCAUGGAUGACCCUUCUGUCAUACAAGAUACACCCCCUAAAAAGGAGGAACUAAAUAGUAGCAAUGAGCCUGAAAAUGCGUUAGAAGAGAAUAUAGAACAAGAGUCCUUUUGUAGUGCUAAAGACGAAAAAACCAGUGACAGUGAUCUAAGCUCCAAUGAAGAUCAGAAUAAUGUAAAUAGUAAUACCAACUCUCAGUUUUAUGAGAGUAGUGAUAGUAAAAUAGACUAUGCUGUAAAAAUAGAUGAUAGUGAUACUUUAAGCGAUAUAGAAGAUAUAAAAACGGACACAGCUUCAGCCGACAGUGAGGAUUCUGCGCUUGGCAGUUUGCCUCCUGAUGGUGUACCAAAUGAAAGAGAAGAAGAAGUUCAAGAUCGUUCAGAUGGCAGUGACUCCGGAAUUGGAUCGGAAACAAACGAAGAUUCUAAAGCACCGUCUUUUAAUCUGUCAUUACCAUGUACUAGCGGUGUAGGUAACAAUAACUCAAGCGAACAUAGACCAAUUCAAAAUAAUACAAGUAUAAAUGACAACUCUGGUGAUAACAGCAAUAAUCCCAUUUCAAUACAAAAACAACAAUCGCUCAGAAGUAGUCUUAAACGGAAAUACUGCUCAGAAGGUAACGAUGAACCGCAAUCGAAAAGGAGGAAAGAAAGUAUACAAUUUGACAAUGUCACUGUGUAUUAUUUUCCUAGAGCUCAGGGUUUCACUUGCGUCCCAUCACAAGGUGGUUCCACUCUUGGAAUGGAAUGGCAGCACACUCACACACAAAAAUUUACUUUAGCUGAACAUGCUUUAGAACAAAGACGACUGCACAGACAAAUUUUACAACAAUUAAAAAGUGAACGUCAUACCCUUCAAGGUGCAUCUCUAUCGUCGAGCGAAGAUAGCGACACUGAAGAAGAAGCUAGCGAUAUAUCGGAGUCAGAACUAGAUUUAGACAGUUAUUAUUUUUUGCAGCCAAUUCCGACACGACAAAGGAGAGCGCUUUUACGUGCUGCAGGUGUUCGGAAGAUAGAGGGUUAUGAAAAAGAUGAAUGUAGAGACAUCAGAACUUCUCGUGAAUUUUGUGGGUGUUCGUGUAAAGGAGCUUGUAAUCCUGAAACUUGUUCAUGUAGUCUGGCUGGAAUAAAGUGUCAAGUCGAUAGAUUAAACUUCCCUUGUGGAUGUACAAGAGACGGUUGUGGAAAUACCACUGGUCGGAUAGAAUUUAAUCCCGUAAGAGUACGCACGCACUUCAUUCAUACUCUUAUGAGAAUAGGUCUUGAAAAGAAAAAUGAAGAAAACCAGGAAGCAGCUAGAAGACAAUGGGCGGAAGCACACAAUGCGACAGGUUCAAGGUGCACGCCAAACACAUAUGACAGAGAACGUUGUCAGCGUCACGACGAUGGCUUACUGCGUGAUGUCAGUUUAAGUCCAAGAGUAGAAGUCGAAUCCUGUGUAAACGCUGGAAAUUUCAACAACGUCCAUUGUGAUAUAAAUACUAAUGUUAAUCAAAAUAAUAUACAAGGCGAUAUGAAUUAUGGAUACCGUAAUGAUGCAGUCACCGGUACAAUGAACGAAAGUAAUAUGCAUUACCAAAACAUGAGCAGUCACCAUAACCACGCCGACCCAUACACUUCUAAUAUUCUGCAGGGAAAAGGACCACCUUACUCUGUUACAAACGCAAUGAAUUACGAUUCUAUGCCAAAUAACAUGCAUCUCAAUUACGCCUACGAGCAGCACAAUGAAAAUCAACAUUUCAAAGGUUUACAGAGUUUUUCUGCGACAAGCUUUGAAGAAUUCGCGCACAAUUCUCAAAUUAAUAUGUUUAGUCAUUACGGUCACAUGUACGUGCCACAUUAUUUGCAUAAAUCAAACACUAAUAUUAAUGAGCAUAAUUCCCUGCAGUAUCACAACAUGCCUCAAAACCAGUAUGAUGUAUACAAAAAUAAUAAUCCUUCAGAAUAUAUGGAACCAGAAAACAAAGGUGAAUCACAAUAUACAACUCUGAUGUCGUUGCCAUAUCAAAGUAGCAAUAAGAUACAGUCUGUUGAGAACGAUGAGAACUGGUUCAGUCAUAAUACCCUUUUGGGCUUGGACCAUGCUGAUCACGCCACACAAGAUGCCUCGGACUUGCCUCCCCAGCCCGCAGAGACGCAACCAGAAAGCAAUACAGCUGAGACCACGGAAAAUUUCGGAGAAUUAAUCAAAAAAACUAUGGUAGAGUCUGUUAUUGUGUAGAAGAAUUAUUUGUUGUCGUCAUUAUGGAUUAUCAUGUUAUUAAAUUUUUAAUUAUAUUGAUUGGGACUUCA